Bipolaris oryzae ATCC 44560 is the source of this 4512-nucleotide messenger RNA. RefSeq lists its product as uncharacterized. The record is from RefSeq and is a predicted model, not a curated record. Gene Ontology annotation, cellular component: P-body. The transcript has 5 exons. Lineage: Eukaryota; Fungi; Ascomycota; Dothideomycetes; Pleosporales; Pleosporaceae. Bases 1 to 4512 code for a protein of 1503 amino acids. Gene Ontology annotation, molecular function: mRNA binding. Gene Ontology annotation, biological process: P-body assembly; deadenylation-independent decapping of nuclear-transcribed mRNA.
AUGGCCGAGGGCUCCAUCAAGUCGCGGAUCGCAGCACUGAACCUUGAAGAGGUCCAUACACCUGUUCCUGGCACGAAGCCGUCUUAUGUCUUCGAUGCAGCUACCACCAAGAAGAAGCCACCUCCUCCUCCCCCACCCAGCGCGCGGCCACCAGCCUACUCGCGCCAGACGGUCAACAAUCCGCCAGUCCUCAGCAAUGCGCCCACGUCUGCGCGACAACUUGGCAACCAGCCUGUAGUAGUGAACGAGACUGCAAGCCCAAAGAUCUCGCCUGCACUGCCUCCUCGGCUGCCCCCGCGCAAUGGCAGUACGCCUCGACAGACGCCAACACUACCUCCUCGCAAGUCCUCCGAAUCCAGCGUACGGAGGCGCGAAUCUUCCGAGUCUAUUUCUACAAUCGCUUCCAGUGUUUCGUCCUUGUCCUUGGGUUCCGUGAAGACAUAUGGUGCCGGACACAGUAAUGGAAGCGCUGGCACGCUGCACCAGGUUAGGGCUCCUGCAUUCGACCCAACGAAGCUGCCCCCACUGCCACCAAAAAGGACUUCUGAAGACUCUAAGCAGAGCAAUGCCAUUCUGAAUGCGAUGAAAAGUAAACGUGACUAUGUUCCCGCGCGAGCCCUUCCGCCGCAGGUCAAAACUCCAGACGUACCAGCCCGUCCGCCUUUGCCUGCCAGACAAUCAACCCUUCGUGAACGAUCGCUCCAGCCCGCCCCAGUCCUACCGCAGAGGCAGGCGUCCAACGAUGCUCCGCGAGCGAAUAGAGCGGUUGCGCCGCCACCACAACGUCCUCCCCAGCGAUCUGCAUUGGAAAUGGGCUUCAAUAACAAGGCGCCCUCUCCUCCUCCCGUACCCUCAACCCGACCGCCGGCAGUCACAUCCAAGUCUGCGCCCUCACCAAAAGUACCCCCACCUAUCCCAUUGUCGUCCAGACCCAAUCUGGAGGCGAUCAUGGCCUCGAAGCCAAAGCCAGGUGCUGUUGGGGGCUGCCUGAAAUGCCGGGACUUCUCUGCUCCGGACAAUCACGCUGCGCAGUUUCCACGCACUCAACUCCCUUCCUCUGAUGUUGGCUGGCUUGCUCAUCAACUCUGCUCCCAAUUUUCUUCGCCAACCGAUAAAGCACGGGUCAUUUUCACCUGGCUUCACCAUAACGUUGACUACGACGUCCACUCGUUCUUCAACGGCACUGUUUCUCCAACUACUCCAGAGAAGACCAUUGCCUCUGGCCUCGCAGUAUGUGAGGGCUAUGCUGGUCUAUUUGCUGCUCUAGCUCUAAAAGCAGGUCUCGAAGCUAUAGUCUGCUCUGGCGCCUGCAAGGGGUUUGGCUAUACACCACUAGAGCCUGGACAGGCCGUACCACCCUAUAAGUCCACGCAUGCCUGGAACGCUGUGAAGAUCGACAACGGAGAAUGGAAGCUUAUCGAUCCAUGCUGGGGAGCUGGGCAUAUCGGGUGCCAAAUGCGUGGUGAAGGAUAUGUAAGGUCAUUCAAUGCGCGCCAGUUCACUAUGGACAAUGACGAAUUCGGGUUGCGGCACUUCCCCGGGGACGCUUCUCAACAACUGCGCAAUGAUGGGCGCAUCAUAUCUUAUGAAGAAUUCAUGCGAGAUGAUCAAGGUGGCCGCGUACAGGUAUAUGGCGACGCUUUCAAGGAGCACGGCUUGGGCGAGCGAACAUUUGAACCUUCGCAAGCACAGAUCAAAGCCAACGACCCCUAUGCACCAGCAGUGAUUCGAUUUCAGUUCUCGACCGUUUGCCCGCACUGGGAUAAUGCGCGCCAUGGCAGGGGCCCGCCCUAUAUUAUGCUCCUGAGCAUUGCGGGAAGAGAUGGCCGCAAGCCAGAUUACAAGCCGUUCAAUACCGACGGGCAUACUUGGUGGCUCGACGUCCCUCGGGUCGAGCUCGGUGUACCAGGUCAAAAGAUUGCAGUCAAUGCGAUCACCGAAUUUAAUGGUCAAGACGCUCGGGGCAUGAGCAUUGAUACAUGGAACAAUAAGCAAGGGCAGAACUUUGGGACAGCCUCGUGCGUCCCGUUUGCAACCAUGGCUACCGGCUUUGUCGGACUCUCGGUCGCAGUGACGCUUCAGAAUCCUCCUGGGGCUGUCUUGCUAGGUGUUGUGAGUGGUGUUGACCAGCAGACGGCCACCUUGACUCUCCACGAUGUGUUCUUUCCAAGCUCCGGUCAUCGUCUUCCUUCAUACACUGUCGAAGGGCACAUGAUUGCUGAUAUCAAGGUCAAUGCCUCUGCGCCCGCUCCUCCGCAACCUCCACAGCCACCAUCUGAACCCCCGGCAUACGCGCAAUACCCCCAGACCCAUGUCCAGAAUGUCCGAGCAAAUGCUUCCCAGCAAAUGCCGCACCUUGUCAGCCAGCCAUCGUCCAUACCGCACGAUGACCAUUCCAUGAAUGUACGCAACGGCUCACGUCAAUCUAUUUCCCACUCGGUCCAGGCUGCGCCAUUCGUCGAUCCUGCGAUCCUGAGUAUGGGGAAGCGCACCAAUACUACAAUCUCUUCUAGUCAGCUUGCUACAGCACCACCCCAGGAAGCUCCCGCCACACCAAUCACGGCUGUAGUUGGCGCGAGCGCUGCGCCUCUGCCCAAAACUACAUCUUCGUCUAUCAACCAGGUGAAGCAUCAAAAUGUUCGGAAGCCAAGCGCAGCGACACUGGAGGGGCCUUUCUCAUCACUGGACAUUGCAGAUGCGGAAGAAGCAGAUAAUGAGACGAGGACUGCUAGAAUCGCGCCGCGUAGAGCGAGCAUCAGCAAGACAAGAACAGGUAAGCCUAUGGAUGAUGUGAGCCCUCAGAAGAACGACGACGGUGGCAAGAAGACUCGGAGGGGAGGCAAGUCUCGUAAGAAGGAAGUUGCAGCCCAAGAGAGAAAGAACGGGGUCGAUUUCCAAUCUGCUGGUAGCAUCAAGAAAAGGUACGUGCGCUUCUUUGGUGCGGAGGCGGCAACCCGAUUACCAGACCUACAUAAGCUGACUAGCAGUAGCAAAGGCAAUGGUUGGAGGAAUACGCCCAUGCUACAGGCUGCUGAGGAACCACAGACCAGGACACCUGGGGUUAUUGGUGGGAGGGUUGGCAUCGCAGCAGCGAACGCCUCGAAUCGCAAGACGAAACGACAGCAAGCUCUUGAUGCUACGAACGGCUGGGCUACCGAAGACGCGACCGACAUCCAAGACCUGCCCGAGUUCGACUUCCAGAGCAAUCUCUCCAAGUUCGACAAACGCACUGUAUUCAAUCAAAUUAGGAACGAAGAUACAACAGCGGAUGAGGAUCGCCUAGUCAGCUUCAAUCGUCUAGCGAGGCCUGGAACGCAUGGUGGAAAGAACUUGCAUCCUUCAGAGAAUGUAUUGGAUCGAAAGCUGAAAAGCACGACCAACACAAGCUCUGAAGAGGAAUCAGACUUUGGCAGUGGGCGAAACUCUAGGCGGGCAAUGUCAAGAGCUUCUAUCAAACGAGCACCCACACGGCAAGGCAGCAGUGUUCAAGCCGAUAUGGACGUAAUGGGCUCAGGGGUGCUUUCGCGAAGUAACCGUUCAUUCAUCAAUCGGCCCUACGCUUCUUCGCAUGCCACUGGUAGUCCCAGGCCUGGUCGCACCGCUACGCCUCCAGACUCACCUGCUGAGUCUAACGCAGCAAAAGGUUGUUUACGUUUGGUCCCGAAUAACCGCAAAUGCUUUGCUAUCACACCAGGAGGCAUGUUGGCGGUUGAAGAGACUGCUGAAGUAGAAUUUGGUCUGACUGAAGAGCUUAUUGCUGAAAAUUCAGGAAGAGGUAUUGCUGAAGUCGCCCUCACAGCGAUUAAUCCUGGUGGUAGAAGACUGGCACGCGACAACCCUAAUGCCAAUCCUGUGAUAGUCGUUCUAGCGGGCAAUCACCGUGGUGGAGCACGGGCCAUAGCAGCAGCACGACAGCUCGCUCAGCGUGGACCAAAGGUCAUGGUUGCACUUCUUGGUUUCGAGCGCAACGCCGAUUGGGACAAGGACAUACGGCGGCAAGUUGAUAUGUUCCGAAAAUUCGGUGGUUCAGUUCGUGCAUGGAAAGAUACUGAAGAAGCUCUCAAGCGCCUACAAGCACCACCCGAACUGAUCAUCGACGCUUUACUCGGUCGCCACAAGGAGUUCGAGGCUCUGGGCGACGAAGAUCAGCGCGUUGUCCUGAGUAUCGUAGGAUGGGCGAACAAGUCUCGUGCCGCCUGUCUAGCCGUGGAAACCCCAUCAGGUGUAGGUGGAUCCACUGGUGAAGUGUCCAUCCUCGAAGGCGAACCUCUCGAAGUCCGUGCAAAGUAUAUCGUUUGUCUUGGUGCACCACGAACGGGGCUCCUGAAAGCGCUCCAACACGGUGCUGGACGCGACCCGAAAUGGCUCAUCUGGAUCGUGGAUAUUGGUGUAAACAAGCCCUGGCGCAAUGCUGGUAUCAGUGGUGGCAAAGGGAUCAAGUUUGGUGAGCACUGGGUUGUCCAGGCGAGAUUCGAAGAAGGGACAGUAGGAGAAGGUGUUGCGAGGGUUUAG